GCCAAGCAUCAGUCACAGAAUUCUAUUCAUUGCAGAAACCUUUGCCAUGUGUGUCCUGACGAUAGCCUCGACCAUCUUCGCUCUGCUGGCCUUUACUGGAGCAGCCCCCGUUUGCGAGGAGCUUGUCAAACCCCUCCAUGUGGAGGACCUAACUCCGAUGAUGGGGAAGUGGUGGUUCCUGUCGGGCUUCAAUGAUAAUCGGUUGUUCCGAGACAUUCUGAAAGUGGUUAACAGCUCCUGGAUAACUCUGACACCCUCCGGCCAGGCAGAAUCAUUCAUCAUGAGUCACGGCAAUAAGAUCGAUGGGAAAUGUGAAUUCACCACUUCCAAUAUCACCCUCAAAAGAAGUGUAUUGCGUGUGAUACAAAUGUUUGAGGGGCAUCCAGUGAUUACUGAAGUGACCAUCUUGCCAUCUGGCUCGGACUACCUUACCAUGAAAAUGAAUCAUAAAAUGGUGGACAUCAACAUCAGCUCAUUCUACAUCUUUGGGCGUUCAGCUAAGCUGUCGGAGACAGAGCAGCAAGCGUUCCAGAGACAAGCGGAGUGCCUGGGUUACUCCAGCCCAGCCCCAUACACAUACAACGGAGUUACGGAGCUUUGUGACCAGGCUAAGCACAAUCUAAUGUGUGAGCCCCUUAUCAAACAUCAAGAAAUCAAGAACACAACACAGUUGAUGGGGCGGUGGGUGUUCCUGAUGGGGUUCGUAGACCAUAAGAUCUUCCAUGACUUACUGAAGAACGCCAGUAGCGGUUGGAUGGGUUGGACACUUUCCCCCGAGACAGAUACGAUCUCUAUAAGCCAAGGGAAUAGGCUGAAUGGACAGUGCAUGAUCACCAGCAGUAACAGCACCAUCUCGGACAGCGUUUUCCGCGGAUCUGCCAUGUAUGCAGGGCACCUGAUGACCACUGAGGGGUGGUUUUUGCCCUCGGGCACAGACAUCCUCGUUAUGUAUAGCAAAAGUCAAAGUGGGGACCAGAACAUCCGGGCACUCUACAUGUUUGGUCGGUCAAGUAAAGCAUCAGCCACAGACUUUUUAAAUGUCCAGAAACAAGCGGAGUGUUUGGGAUGGAUUGGACCAGCCCAUUAUACAUAUGAUGGAGUCACAGAGCUUUGUGAGAAUUCGCCUGAAUCAUCUGGAGACAAGGUUGUGGACUAAUUCAAUCAACUGUUGUGGAAUUAACCUUUCAAAUCAUUUCAGAAAUCACUUCUUUUCUCAGCUUUAAGUUUUAAUUUCACAAUGUUGUAUUGAAUCAUGCUCUGAACCCAUUUGAAUUUGCUCUGUAGAUCUAGCUGGCCACCCUCACAGAAAACCCACAAACCAAUCACAACAGAGGAAUAUGGUUAGUACAGUGUUUAACACAACCAAAGGCUGUGUUGACAUCAUUAGUAUUACACAACACAGACAGUCAUCCUUUGUUUGCAAGAAAUAUGUGAUUGCUGUAUUUCUGAAAGGAUUCAGUUAGAGUUUAAUGUACCAAUUUAAGUUCAAUGUCAAUGCUUGGAAGUGAAGAAAGGAUCCCCAACACACACACAUGCAUGACCUUUAACAAAAAAUAAUAUUCUUAUCCCAGAACAGAUUCCUGCAAGACCAGACAAGGUCUUUGCCAAGCUUGAUGUCUUUAAAAUGUUUGUAAUACCCAAGAUCCGUAGGUCUAUGCUACGAAACUGAAAUCUAACCCACAGAACAUAAACUGCAGUAGCUCCACUAUUUUCCUGUCAAUACACAAAUAAAGCAUGUUAAAAAUC
This is a messenger RNA of Alosa alosa (allis shad), 1746 nucleotides long. RefSeq names its product saxitoxin and tetrodotoxin-binding protein 1-like. The transcript is spliced from 11 exons. The record is from RefSeq and is a predicted model, not a curated record. NCBI's taxonomy places the organism in Eukaryota, Metazoa, Chordata, Actinopteri, Clupeiformes, Clupeidae. The coding region runs from base 47 to 1156 and encodes 369 amino acids.